This is a messenger RNA of Syzygium oleosum, 1529 nucleotides long. Its product is annotated as cysteine-rich receptor-like protein kinase 10. The record is from RefSeq and is a predicted model, not a curated record. Gene Ontology annotation, molecular function: protein kinase activity; ATP binding. The transcript has 6 exons. NCBI's taxonomy places the organism in Eukaryota, Viridiplantae, Streptophyta, Magnoliopsida, Myrtales, Myrtaceae. Gene Ontology annotation, biological process: protein phosphorylation. Bases 93 to 1529 code for a protein of 478 amino acids.
CCAAUGCCACCGCCGGCCAAAACCCUCCCAACCAGGCCUACGGGCUCUUCCUCUGCCGUGGCGACCUUGACACCGCCACGUGCAGCGACUGCAUGGCCACUGGAAAACAGGAAAUCCUCCAAAGAUGCCCGAACCAGCGAGUAUCCAUAAUCUGGUAUGACCAGUGCAUGUUGCGGUACUCGAGCGAGUCCAUCUUCUCUGCCAUGGAGCAAUCACCGAAUCAGAUUUUGUGCAACAGUGGGAACGUCACAGAUAAAACCCGGUUCAUGCAGCUCUUGGGAGAAACCCUGACCAACCUCACUACGAGGGCUUCAGCUGGCGGGUCAAUGAUGAAGGUCGCUGCAGCGGAGGUGAACUUUACGAGCUUGCAGAAGCUGUAUGCACUCGUGCAGUGCACGCCGGACUUGACCGUGUCAGACUGCAGCACGUGCCUCCAGUUCGGGAUCGGUAAUGUGGUUCAGGGGAAGCAAGGCGGGAGGGUGCUCACUCCGAGCUGCAACGUGAGGUACGAGGUCUACCCCUUUUAUAACACCUCGGCCUUGCCAGUGCCGGCGGAACUCCUCUUGCCGCCGCCUCCCCCCACCGUCCGCAUACAUGAAAUUACAAAUGCCGAGUCUUUGCAGUACGAUUUGGCCACCAUACAAGCCGCCACAGACAAUUUCUCGCAUCAAAACAAGUUGGGUGAGGGCAGAUUUGGUAAAGCUUUUCAGGGUACGCUUCCUAAUGGACAACUAAUAGCCGUGAAGAGACUAUCUCGAAGCUCAAGACAAGGUGCUGAAGAAUUUAAGAACGAAAUGAUACUGGUAGCGAAACUUCAGCAUCGAAACCUCGUUCGGCUGCUCGGGUUUUGCUUGGAGGGUGAAGAAAAACUGUUUGUUUAUGAGUUUGUGCCAAACAAAAGUCUCGACUACUUUUUAUUUGAUCCUAAAAAGAGUAGGCAAUUAGAUUGGCCAAUACGUUACAAAAUUGUAUUUGGGAUUGCUCGAGGAAUGCUCUAUUUACACGAGGAUUCUCGACUUAGGAUCAUUCAUCGGGAUCUAAAAUCAAGCAAUAUCUUAUUGGACAGUGAAAUGAACACGAAGAUUUCAGAUUUUGGCAUGGCAAGGAUUUUCAGAGUUGAUCAAACACAAGCAAACACCAGUAAAAUUGUUGGGACUUUUGAUUACAUGUCACCAGAGUAUGCAAUGCAUGGGCAAUUCUCUGUGAAGUCUGAUGUCUAUAGUUUUGGCAUCCUACUUCUAGAGCUCAUUAGUAGCAAGAAGAAUAGUUUCUCCUACCAAGCAAACGGCGGCGAAGAUCUUGGUUUACUAUGUGUUCAGGAAGAUCCAUUUGAUAGACCGUCAAUGGCAAACAUAGUCCUGAUGUUGAGCAGCAACUCUGUUACACUUACACUGCCCCAACAACCAGCCUUCUUCCUCCGGAGCAGGACUAAGAGGUCAAUGAAAGAGCUCGAAUUGAACCAAUCCACCAAUAGGUCUUUGGCAUUGUCGACCAAUGAGAUAUCGAUCACCGAAGUUCACCCUCGGUGA